Messenger RNA from Capronia epimyces CBS 606.96, 1083 nucleotides. Its product is annotated as oxidoreductase. Bases 1 to 1083 code for a protein of 360 amino acids. Gene Ontology annotation, molecular function: nucleotide binding. The transcript is spliced from 2 exons. The record is from RefSeq and is a predicted model, not a curated record. NCBI's taxonomy places the organism in Eukaryota, Fungi, Ascomycota, Eurotiomycetes, Chaetothyriales, Herpotrichiellaceae.
AUGGCCGGAGGCAAAUACAAUGUCGGCGUUAUUGGGUACGGGCUGAGCGCCAAAACAUUUCAGAUCCCUUUCAUCACUGCUGUCCCGGAUUUCAAUCUCUAUGCGAUUGUGCAGCGGCACCCAAAGCCGGAGGACGACGCACGCAAAGAUCACCCUUCGAUCAAGUUAUACGGCUCCGCGGAGGAUCUUGUAAAGGACGACCAGGUCCAUGUCGUAGUAGUCACGACGGCCCCGGACUCACAUGUGCAGCUGGCCAAGCUGGCGCUGCAGGCGAAGAAACAUGUCGUUGUUGAAAAGCCUUUCACCCCGACAGCUGCCGAAGCACAAGAAUUGACGGACCUGGCGAAAUCUCAAGGGGUUCUCAUCACCGUCUAUCAGAACCGACGCUGGGACUCCGACUUUUUGACGGUAAGGAAGUACAUCGAAGACGGUACACUAGGCAGGAUUGCUGAGUUCGAAUCUCAUUUUGACCGUCACCGCCCUGACCCGCCCGCCGAGAGUUGGAAGGCAUACAACACCCCUGGGAAUGGCGCUGUAUAUGACCUGGGCACCCAUCUCAUGGACCAAGUCGUGCAUUUGUUCGGCAUGCCCCAGCGUAUUACGGGGUUUGUCGGAUCACAGAGGGAGGUUAACCCCCACGGAUUGGAGGAUUCCUGCACUAUCUUGCUGCACUACGACAAGAUCAAAAUGGUGGCUACCGUCAAGGCUGCUGUCGUCAGUCCCGAAGUCAACCAGCUACGCUUCUGGGUUCGUGGAGUCAAAGGAUCGUUCAAGAAGUUCCAUGCAGAUCCGCAGGAGGAGCAGUUGAGAAAGAAGGGGCUCAAGCCAGGAGACGAGGGCUAUGGUAUCGAGCCGGAGGAGAACUAUGGGACCUUGAACAUCUGCAAAAAUGGGCAGAUUCUGAGCGAGGUGGCUCCGACCGUGAAGCCGGCAACCUACGCAGAAUAUUACCGGCGUCUUGCGGCGGCCCUAGAUGGCGACACCUCGCAGAUUCCAGUUCAGCCUGAGGAAGCCGUGGGAGUGAUCCGGCUUGUAGAGCUUGCCCAAGAGAGCUCUAGGCAGGGGAGGACUCUAACUGUGUGA